Molecule: messenger RNA, 742 nt
Organism: Nasonia vitripennis (jewel wasp)
Lineage: Eukaryota; Metazoa; Arthropoda; Insecta; Hymenoptera; Pteromalidae
Gene: ND-MWFE
Exons: 3
Coding region: 378-590 (70 amino acids)
Source: RefSeq, a predicted model, not a curated record
UGUAAGGCUAUCAUCCCGACAUCGUCUCGCAGCUUCUGAUUUUUUACAUUUUUACAAUAUAUUAUUAGAUUAUUCGUCACAAAAGUUUAUGGGUCCUUUUUUUGCGAAAGCUUUAGACACACACUUAGCAAAAAAAUGUAUAAAGAAUGUAAAUUGUAAUAUAAUAUUUAAUAAAGGGCGCAAAAUAUAGCGACGCAUGCGCGAUAAAAGAAAACAUAUAUAGGUAAGAUCUAAUAGAUAUAGUAAGAUGACGUCUGCUUGGACUUGCGCAGCUGAUACAGCUUUGCAGCUUUUGUGAGUUUCGCUCCGAAACUGCAUCAGGAGCGAAUUACAGCCGUAAGAAUUGUCAGCUUUGUUAGUCUUUCAAUUAAACCAAGAUGUGGUACGAGGCACUGCCGCCCCUGCUGAUCAUCGGGACCCUUAUGUACUCGUACCAAAUUACGAGUACCUUGAUAACGAAGGCUAUGUUCGGAAACCCUUACCGUAGAUUGACCCAUGAUAGUUGGAUGCGUCAGAUGAUCCACAGAGAUCAGAUGAUGGCUGGCGAUUGUUUCACACAAGUGGGCCCAGAGACGCUCCCCGAUGAAUGAACUUCUUCAGAGUGCAGUCCAGCAUAGAGUACAAUACAAUUUACCACACCGACUGGAGUGAAAAGAGCGAAGAAAAAACUCUCUUGUGGAUGCUAUUAUUCGUGCGUAUUUUUUGUUAACAAAAAAUAAAAUAAAAAAACGAUUCCAAGUAA